AUGUCGUCAAAUGUUUUAAAGCAGGUUAUUGAAGAAUUGAAUGCUUCACCGUUUCCGUUCAGUAUGCAAUUGGAUGAAAGCACCGAUGUAUCACAAUGCAGCCAACUCUUGGUGUUUGUCCGUUAUGUAAAACAUGAUACGCGUAGUAUCAAAGAGGAGUUUCUUUUUUGCGACUCACUUUUAGAAACUACGAAGGCUUCAGAUGUCUUCGAAAUGAUAAAAAAAUUUUUCAUCGCACAAAAUGUAGACUGGAAGACUAAACUUGGUAGUAUAUGUACCGAUGGAGCUCCCGCGAUGCUUGGUAAUACAUCUGGUUUUGCGGCUUUGAUCAAGAAAGAGUGCCCUCAUGUUAUAAUCACUCAUUGUGUCUUGCAUCGACAUGCCUUGGCUUCACGAACUAUGCCUACUUUUUUGAAGGAAGUUAUGUCUACAUGUGUCAAAAUAAUUAACUUCAUCAGAGCAAGAGCCUUAAACCACCGCCUGUUUAAAAAGCUUUGUCAAGAAAUGGGUUCAGAACAUGAAGUACUUCUUUACUACACAGAAGUUCGUUGGCUGUCAAGGGGACAAGUAUUGAAGCGCUUGUUUGAGUUGCGAGAAGAAGUGUUACUUUUUCUGAAAAACAAAGAAAAUUCAUUGUAUGAAUAUCUUGAAAGAGAAGAUUUUGUGGAAGGGCUAGCGUACUUAGCUGAUAUAUUUACUCAUUUGAACGAGAUUAACCUGUCUCUUCAGGGUUUUGCAGUCACCAUUGUGGAUGCGUCUGAACGGCUGAAAGGUUUUUUAGGUAAACUGCCACUUUGGAAAAGAAGAGUGGAAUCAGGUAAAUUUGCAAAUUUUCCGAUGUUAGAAGAGUUGAUAAUGCAAAAAACCCAAAGUGACGGCCACACGACAUCAAAGAAGGUACAGAAAGAGGUGUCUAAGCAUCUGGAAACAUUGCAGACGUCUUUUGAAGGUUAUUUCAGCCCAGAGUCGCUUGAAAAAGAAACAUGGGUGCGGAGCCCAUUUUUAAUCGAUAUUGACAGCAUUAGUGAUGAAGAUCUUAUUAAAGAUGAUCUAAUUGACAUGAGAUCAAAAGAAGUUUUGAAAGCUGAAUUUCAGGCAAAAGAUCUUGGCGACUUUUGGGGUUCCUUAAGUCAAGCUUACCCUCUUCUAGUCAAGCGAGCUAUGUCCAUUUUGAUACCGUUUGCUACUACGUAUCUUUGCGAGGCAGGGUUCUCGAUUAUGAUGUCAAUAAAGACAAAAAGUCGCAAUCGGUUGAACGUCGCAGAUGACAUGCGACUUGCCUUGUCGAAGACAGUCCCACAAAUUAACGUUCUCAUUGAGGCCAAACAACAGCACCCUUCUCAUUAA
This is a messenger RNA of Danaus chrysippus (African queen), 1347 nucleotides long. NCBI's taxonomy places the organism in Eukaryota, Metazoa, Arthropoda, Insecta, Lepidoptera, Nymphalidae. The record is from the annotation of a GenBank genome assembly.